Messenger RNA from Capsella rubella, 803 nucleotides. RefSeq lists its product as uncharacterized. The transcript is spliced from 3 exons. NCBI's taxonomy places the organism in Eukaryota, Viridiplantae, Streptophyta, Magnoliopsida, Brassicales, Brassicaceae. Bases 97 to 582 code for a protein of 161 amino acids. The record is from RefSeq and is a predicted model, not a curated record.
CUAUUCAAUCAGUAUAGACGACCCUCUCCUAUUCUCUACCUACGCUCACUUCUCCUCCUCUCUCCUACUUUUCUCCGCCGUGAGAGAGAGAGAGAAAUGGGGAACUGUCAAGCGGCGGAGGCGGCCACUACGGUGAUUCAACGACCAGACGGUAAAUCGGUGAGAUUUUACUGUACAGUCACCGCGAGUGAAGUGAUCAAGUCUCAUCCCGGUCACCACGUAGCUCUCCUCCUUUCCUCCGCCGUGCCUCACGGUGGUUCUCUCCGCGUCACUCGUAUCAAACUUCUACGUCCUUCUGAUAACCUCUUACUCGGCCAUGUCUAUAGGCUCAUCUCUUCCGAAGAGGUGAUGAAAGGAUUAAGAGCCAAGAAAUCUGAAAAGAUGAAGAAGAUCCAUGGAGAGUUUUCUGUCUCAGAAGAGGAGAUUAACCCACUAACCCUAAGAUCUGAAUCUGCUUCUGACAAAGACACUCAGAGAAGGAUUCAUGAAAAGCAGAGAGGGAUGAACACAACAGGAGGAGCUGCCAAUAAAGUAAGAGCUUGGCAGCCUUCUCUUCAAAGCAUAUCAGAAUCUACAAGCUAAACCACUUCUAUUUUUUUUUUUAUCUUUAUCUUUUUACUUUUGACUUUUUGAUCAUUUGAUUUCUCUUUGUAUUGAUGUUUUUUCCCAAUCAAAUUGUAAAGGAAGAAAAACCCAUUUGAUUGUGGUAGAAGAAUUAGCUCUUUAUCUCUCUUUUUUUUUUUGCUAUUUAACUUAAUAAUAACUGAAGAAUAAGAUCCAAAGGAUUUUAUUUCUUCUUUCAA